Ustilago hordei is the source of this 249-nucleotide messenger RNA. RefSeq lists its product as uncharacterized. The transcript has 3 exons. Lineage: Eukaryota; Fungi; Basidiomycota; Ustilaginomycetes; Ustilaginales; Ustilaginaceae. Bases 1 to 249 code for a protein of 82 amino acids. The record is from RefSeq and is a predicted model, not a curated record.
AUGUCGAACCAGGGUGGCACUCAGUCUCCUCCUCUCCAAGGCCGCGAGAACGACCCCAUCGGUCAGUCGGCUCCCGGCAAGUCCUCUCAGGCUGUUCCUGACGAGCAGCAGCGUGGCGGUAUCUUCGGCAGCGGCGAGAACAAGGGUAGCGAAUCCGGUCAAGCUGGCGACAACAACAGCGGCGCAGGCAACCUCGAGAACGCAUUGAACAACGCCAAGCAUGCUUCCCAGAACCAGCCCGGCAAGUAA